CAUCCUCACUGGUAGUUUUUAUCUGAACUCAUUAAUGAUUAAUGGGUAGAUGCUGCUUAAUCCUGUUUAAUGGUCGUGAGUUGAACAAGGAGCAGUCAAGAUCAGAUGGACACUGCAGGCUCCUUUUUGUUGCACUAAAGGGUUUAACGGAAAAUGAAGCCCACUUUGUGUUUUUUGCUGGCUGGACUGUUUAUCGUUGCCCAUUGUAAUCAGCGCCCUUAUCACCCCAAUAAGCAGGAUCAUCCUAAAGGGACGUAUUACCCAGGUCAUAGUUCUCAGAGUGAAGGCGUUUAUCCAGAUAAAAAUACAACCUUUAUCAAACUAGCUCCCAGCAAUGCUGAUUUUGCAUUUGCAUUUUACAAGUUGGUCACAUCUGAGGCAACCAAUCAAAAUAUUUUCUUUUCACCCAUAAGCAUCUCUACUUCCUUUGCAAUGCUGGCACUUGGUGCCAAAGCAGCAACGCUGAUGCAGGUUCUGGAAGGACUUGCCUUUAACCUGAGAAAGACUCAAGAGCAGGAAAUCCAUGAAGGUUUUUGCCAGCUCCUCCACAUGCUGAACCGUCCAGAGAGUGAGCUACAGCUGAGCCUGGGCAGUGCCCUUUUCAUAGAAGAGACACUAAAACCACUACAGAAGUUCUUGGAUGAUGUCAAACGCUUCUAUGAAUCUGAAGUCUUUUCUAUUGACUUUAACAACUCUCCUGGUGCUACAAAUCAGAUCAACAGUUAUAUUGAGGAAAAAACAAAUGGGAAAAUUGUUAAGUUAGUGGAAGAUCUUGAUCCUCUCACUGUGAUGGUUCUUGUAAACUAUGUCUUCUUCAAAGCCCAUUGGGAAAAACCCUUCAGUACUUUAAAUACAAAACAGGAGGAUUUUUUUGUGGAUAAGGAUACGUCUGUAAAAGUUGACAUGAUGUAUCGGAAGGGUUACUACAGAAAUUACUAUGAUGAAGAGCUGUCCUGUUGGCUGGUACAAAUACCUUACAAUGGAAAUGCUGCAGCAUUACUUGUUUUGCCCGAUGAAGGGAAGAUGAAGCAAGUGGAAGAUGCUCUCUUUAAAAGAACUGUGUCUCGAUGGGAAAAAUUCCUCCGAGACAGAAAAAUACAUCUGCACAUUCCUAGAUUUUCUAUUUCUGGUACCUAUGAUGUGAAAAAGAUAGUCAAAAAAGUGGGUAUGAUUGAUGUAUUCACUGAACAAGCUGAUCUGUCAGGAAUUACUGAGGAGCCUGGACUGAUGGUUUCAAAAGUGAUCCAUAAAGCCGUGCUGAAUGUUCAUGAGAACGGCACCGAAGCAGCAGGAGUCACGGUGAAGGAAAUUAUAUGGAGAUCUGGUGAAUUUCCUGCUCCACGGCGAGUCAAAUUCAACAGGCCCUUUCUCUUGAUGAUUCUGGAUAAAUUCACCCGCACCAUCCUCUUCAUAGGGAAAAUCGUAAACCCUCUGAACUGACUGGCCAGAGGACACGCUGUAGCGCUUACAUACAGUGCUGGCUCAAUUCCUGCGGUCCAGCAAAACAUUUACACGUACACACCGCUAGGUACUAGUGCAUUUCUUUCACCCCUUAUCAUUAUAUAUGUUUCUAAUCCCUUAAAACACACACACUAUUUUUCCUUGCCCAGAAGUUACUGGUAUUUCCUCCCUCUCUACAGCUGUGUAUAGCUUGUAGUGUUAAAAAACCAUAAGUCACUUUUCCUGUUUUGUAAUGAGCCCUUUCUGCCGUGCUCCUGUGGGGCACUGGAGAUGCUCAAAGGCUCUCGGAUGACCUGCCUUGCGCUGCGUGCUCAGUGUGCACAGGGGAGGGCAGGGAAGGGACAUUAGGGAGAAGGAAGUGGGAGGCUGUAAGUCCUGUCUGUUUAACCUGCUGACUUCUGACAGCUCAUCUCAAAUGCAGAUCCCCAUAAUAUUGGAGUGAAUCCCAUUCCUUUCUUUGGUUUUUGCCGAGUAUGGCAUGAAGGUUUGCUGCCUGGGACAUUGUAGGACACCCCAAAACUUGUUUAUCAGUACAGCUCUUCUACCUGCCUCCCUCUGUCUCCUCCUGUAUGAAACCCUCCUCCUGACAAGAAGGUUGUUUCACCUUGCAAAUGAUGUUUGUUCUAAAAACAAAGGAAGCAAUAACAGCAAAAAGACUUUCGUUUGUUUUUGUUUUAUUUUGCUAAUAUAGCCAUGUCAAUGCCAGGACAUUUCACGGAGAUAAGAGUACACUGAAGCAGUCCAUGCGAUAGUACCAGUUUCCUUUUAUAGCUUUCUCGUCACUGUCAUUUGUUACUUCUCCUACUGAGGCCGCCUUCACUAUCACAUGUUCCAGCUAGCCUGUCAGACUUGGUAGAAAAGAGAAGGAAUGAAAAAUUAUAACUUCAGAGUGUUUGUAUUUCCUCCCUGGAAAAAACAGAGCUUUCUUAGGGACUUGUUAAGCUGCUUAAACUCAGAUGAUUACCACAGGCACACAAACAAAAUGCAAGUGAUAUUUGAAAAGUCACCUUUCUAAAUAUUAGCAGUGGAUUAUUGCUAUUGAAUAAAAACGUGUUGUGAUUAGAAAUUUGUACUUUUUCA
Molecule: messenger RNA, 2541 nt
Organism: Dromaius novaehollandiae (emu)
Lineage: Eukaryota; Metazoa; Chordata; Aves; Casuariiformes; Dromaiidae
Product: alpha-1-antitrypsin-like
Exons: 5
Coding region: 154-1440 (428 amino acids)
Biological process (GO): negative regulation of endopeptidase activity
Molecular function (GO): serine-type endopeptidase inhibitor activity
Source: RefSeq, a predicted model, not a curated record